AUGAAGAGCUUCACACCUUCAAAGCUGAUCAUUGUUGUCUAUGUUGCUUUGUUUAUGGCAAAAUUUCCAGGAAACACAUAUUCAGCACCUAAACUAAUAGAAACAACAUGUAAAGCAACAUCUCACUAUGAUCUCUGUGUUAAGACUCUACAAUCGGACCCUGGAAGUUCGAGAGCUGACGUUAAAGGAUUGGCGAAUAUUGCAGCCAGGGGACUUUUUAAUCAAGGGAUGGCUACUUGGAAUAAAAUUUAUGAAAUGCUUCAGAAGACCAAAGAUCUAGAGUUGAAGAAGCCCUUCCUGACUUGCUUGAAAGCAUACUCCACCAUAACAGUUGAUGAUAUGAACCAAGCCUUUUCAAGUUUAACCAGAGGUAAUCCGAAAGAGGCCAUAAGUGGCUUCUCUGAUGUACUUAAACAGACAGAAAAAUGUGAAAAGAGCUUUAGAAAAUCACCAUUUACAAGUGACAAUAAGCUUGUUAAUGAUCUUGCAGAGGUGGUUAUAUCUAUUGCCAAAAAUUUCCUAUAA
Molecule: messenger RNA, 525 nt
Organism: Mangifera indica (mango)
Lineage: Eukaryota; Viridiplantae; Streptophyta; Magnoliopsida; Sapindales; Anacardiaceae
Product: cell wall / vacuolar inhibitor of fructosidase 1-like
Exons: 1
Coding region: 1-525 (174 amino acids)
Molecular function (GO): enzyme inhibitor activity
Source: RefSeq, a predicted model, not a curated record